UUACAGAACCUAUAAAAGUCGGGUGGAGGGGAGCGUGCCCAUAGAAAAAUAUAAGUUUGUCAUAGUAUAUAUUUUUCUAUAAGAUUGUUUUUUUUUUCUCGGACAAAAAUUACAGCCUUGAUUCGAUUUUACAUCCCAACAAUCUUAGGAUGAAGCAAGAACGAAUUCGUUUAGGUUUAGACUAAGAAUCACAAAUUGACUAGCCCAUUCACAUAAAAAAAUAUCCCAGAAUGUCGUUCUUUGUUGCAAGUUAGGGUCGUAGAUUUUCCACAAGUUGGGUACUCCAGGAAUCAAGAAGAAGACACAAAUGUACCCACAAGACCUGCAACAACACCAUCCCAAGUUACUCCCGAAGCGUAUAAUCUUGGUACGCCAUGGCGAGUCCGAAGGGAACCUCGACACAUCAGCGUAUGCGACAACCCCGGACAACAAGAUCCCAUUAACGACGGUGGGUCUUGCUCAGGCGCGUCAGGCCGGAACCCAUUUGCAUUCAGUCAUUUCUGGUAAUGGGUCUUGUCCUAACUGGCGCAUCUACUUCUACGUUUCCCCUUACGAGCGUACCCGCUCGACGCUUCGUGAGAUUGGGCGUGCAUUUCCGAGGAAUCGGGUGAUCGGAGUGAGAGAGGAAUGCAGGGUUAGGGAGCAGGAUUUCGGGAAUUUUCAGGUUGCGGAGCGAAUGGAGGUGAUCAAGGAGAACAGGGAGAGGUUUGGGAGGUUCUUCUAUCGGUUCCCGGAAGGAGAGUCUGCCGCCGACGUCUUUGAUCGCGUUUCCAGUUUUCUUGAAUCUCUCUGGAGGGACAUAGACUUGAACCGGCUUAAAACUGACCCGUUCCAGGACCUAAACCUUGUAAUUGUAUCCCACGGACUUGCCACACGCGUUUUUCUCAUGAAAUGGUUCAAAUGGACGGUUGAACAAUUCGAGGGCUUAAACAAUCUUGGGAACUGUGAGAUUCGGGUCAUGCAGUUGGGACAAGGCGGAGAAUACAGCCUAGCCAUCCAUCACUCAGAAGAAGAGAUGCUGGAAUGGGGACUUUCACCUGAGAUGAUAGCCGACCAAAAAUGGCGAAUUCAUGCCAAUAAGGGUGAUUGGAACGAUAACUGUCCUUGGUACUUUGAUGAUUUUUUCGAUUGUUUAGCAGAUUCAGACGACUAUAUUAAAAAUAGUGAUGAUACUAACGAUGAUUCUUUGAUUCCAUGUACAUACACUGACCAGUAAUUGGGUUGAAAUUAUUUUGGAUUCAGCUGGUACUUUGACUGCACUGUUGCUCAAAAUUAUGAAAUAUCAGAGUGGAUUU
Molecule: messenger RNA, 1295 nt
Organism: Tripterygium wilfordii
Lineage: Eukaryota; Viridiplantae; Streptophyta; Magnoliopsida; Celastrales; Celastraceae
Product: phosphoglycerate mutase-like protein AT74
Exons: 2
Coding region: 308-1216 (302 amino acids)
Molecular function (GO): phosphatase activity
Source: RefSeq, a predicted model, not a curated record